AUGGAUACGCUUGCCAAGUCGCACAAUCGAGACAAGGAAGCGAGCUCGAGAUCCGGGAGCUGCGCGGAUGGCUCACCACUGUUGUCGGUCGGAUCUGCCUCGAUCAUCUCAAAUCGGCCGCAGUCAGAAGAGAAAGCUAUGUCGGACAGUGGCUUCCAGAGCCGAUCGUCACGCCCGUCGACGCCACCGCGGGCACACCCUCAGCGACACCCGAUCCGCUGGAGUACGAUCGUGACGCAGGAACAGAAUCGUUUUGCAGCCCUCGUCGUCCUGGACACCCUUACUCCCGCUCAACGCGUUGCCUUCGUCCUGCAUGACGGCUUCGACGUGCCCUUCGCCGAGGUUGCGCGCAUCCUCGACAUCGAAGUAGCCACUGCCCGUCAGUUGGCCUCGCGGGCCCGUAAAGCCGCAGCGUCGGCGCCGGUCCCGGUCAGUAGCGAGGAGCAUGCUGCCGCCGUCGAGCGAUUGGUGACGGCUAUCGCGAGUGGAGAUCUGAACGCCGUGAUCGAUGCACUCGAUCCCGAUGCCGUCCUGAUCGGUGACGCAGGCGGAACUACCCGCACGGCUGUCAACAUUGUGCGCGGCAGCGAUCGUGUCGCGCGGUUCUAUCUGGGAUUGGCCCGCAAGUACGGACCGGCAGCGGUGUUCUCGAUGUCACCGGUUCUCGUCAACGGACAGCUCGGCGGUGUAUUCGCCGGCUCACCGGGGGACGACCAGUACCCGCAGUUCGCCGCUCGCGUUGCCGGCUUCACUGUCCGCGACGGAGUUGUGUGCGCAGCCUACGAUAUUGCGAAUCCAGCCAAGUUCAGCGCUGUGCCGAUGCUCGAUCACACCGAACCCGAACGCAAG
Molecule: messenger RNA, 849 nt
Organism: Mesorhabditis spiculigera
Lineage: Eukaryota; Metazoa; Nematoda; Chromadorea; Rhabditida; Rhabditidae
Source: the annotation of a GenBank genome assembly